Aegilops tauschii subsp. strangulata is the source of this 1572-nucleotide messenger RNA. RefSeq names its product 2-methyl-6-phytyl-1,4-hydroquinone methyltransferase 1, chloroplastic. The record is from RefSeq and is a predicted model, not a curated record. Gene Ontology annotation, biological process: methylation. NCBI's taxonomy places the organism in Eukaryota, Viridiplantae, Streptophyta, Magnoliopsida, Poales, Poaceae. Gene Ontology annotation, molecular function: 2-methyl-6-phytyl-1,4-benzoquinone methyltransferase activity.
UGGUAAGACUUGCAAAACAAAAGAUUAAUUGCUUAUGUACAAUAUAUCCAGCAAAUAAAUGGCAAGUUCAAGAUAUGAAGUGGCAAAUCCACAGCCAUAGAUUCACAACCCCAUGUCCACAUCAGUACAAGCAGAACAGACAAAAAACCAUCAAAAUUCUAGUUCUCACACACCACACACACAAGUCUUGCACACAUGUCUGCUGGUAGUUCUCAUGUUUCUAUGGCCUGAAGUUAUCCCGGGCUUAGAAAUGAGGUGACCAAGGCAAAGAACUUGUCUCCAUGGCCACCUCACAACUCACGGGAGCACUGGUACGUGACCUCUAUUUAUUUCCCUUACAAGUCUAUGGAAGAACUCGCAAAGAUUUGUAGAUCAAGAAAUGGCUUGUUCAACCACAUUUAGGGUUCCCAGUGGGUUAGGAUUCUUGGGGCCUUCCAAGAUUGGUCGGAAUCCUUUGAGAAACAAAGGUGGUGUCCGGUCAGGAGCAAAGUAUGUGGCACCAACGUGUGCAGUCUCCUCUGCUAGGCCAGCGUCACAGCCUAGGUUCAUACAGCACAAGAAGGAGGCCUUCUGGUUCUACAGGUUUCUUUCUGUAGUAUAUGAUCAUGUUAUAAACCCAGGGCAUUGGACUGAGGACAUGAGGGAUGAUGCAUUGGGACCCGCUGAACUCUAUGACAAUGAGUUCAAGGUUGUUGAUGUUGGCGGUGGAACUGGGUUCACUACAUUGGGGAUUGUCAAGCAUGUGGACAACGACAAUGUGACCCUGCUGGACCAGUCACCACACCAGAUUGAGAAGGCUCGGCAGAAGGAGGCACUGAAGGGGGUGAGCAUCAUGGAGGGUGAUGCUGAGGACCUCCCCUUUCCAACUGACACAUUUGACCGUUAUGUCUCCGCUGGAAGCAUUGAGUAUUGGCCUGACCCGCAGCGAGGAAUCAAGGAAGCUUACAGGGUCGUAAAGCCUGGCGGGCUUGCCUGUUUGAUCGGUCCAGUUCACCCAACAUUUUGGCUAUCUCGCUUCUUCGCCGACAUGUGGAUGCUCUUCCCCACGGAAGAAGAGUACAUAGAGUGGUUCACCAAGGCAGGGUUCGAGGAUGUCAAGCUCAAAAGGAUCGGGCCCAAGUGGUACCGUGGUGUUCGUCGGCAUGGCUUGAUCAUGGGAUGCUCCGUGACAGGCGUGAAGAGAGCUUCUGGCGACUCCCCUUUGCAGCUCGGUCCCAAGGCUGAGGAUGUUGAGGAACAGGUGAAUCUUCUCGCCUUCCUCUUCCGCUUCGCCAUCGGGACGAUAUGCGCGUCGUACUACGUGCUAGUGCCUAUCUACAUGUGGAUCAAGGAUCAGGUUGUUCCCAAAGGCCAGCCUAUUUAAGCAAUGGUAGUGAAGAUCCAUUUUUCGCUUCUGUAUGUUAGCCACCUGUAGUGCUUGCAGUUCCCUACUCAUGUAUGUUUGUGCUUUUCUUUUCGUCAAAAUCUUGUUUAUGCAAAUGGACUUUGUGCACUUGUGGAAUUAUAGAGGCUAGGGAUGUAAUAUUCCCAUUUAUGGUAUGAAAUGCAAAGGAGCUUGAUGGAGCAGCAAAA